Impatiens glandulifera is the source of this 1629-nucleotide messenger RNA. Its product is annotated as low affinity inorganic phosphate transporter 1-like. The coding region runs from base 1 to 1629 and encodes 542 amino acids. The transcript has 2 exons. Lineage: Eukaryota; Viridiplantae; Streptophyta; Magnoliopsida; Ericales; Balsaminaceae. The record is from RefSeq and is a predicted model, not a curated record. Gene Ontology annotation, cellular component: membrane. Gene Ontology annotation, biological process: phosphate ion transport; transmembrane transport. Gene Ontology annotation, molecular function: phosphate transmembrane transporter activity.
AUGGCGAAGAAAGAACAACAACUAGAAGUCCUGAAUGCAUUAGACAUCGCGAAAACACAAUGGUACCAUUUUACUGCCAUCAUAGUCGCAGGCAUGGGCUUCUUCACCGAUUCCUACGACCUCUUCUGCAUCUCGCUCGUCACCAAACUCAUCGGCCGCAUUUACUACCAUCAACCCGGCGAUGUUAAACCCGGAAUCCUCCCUCCAAACGUCUCCGCCGCCGUUAACGGCGUCGCCUUAUGCGGUAGCCUCGCCGGCCAGCUCUUCUUCGGUUGGCUCGGCGAUAAACUCGGCCGCAAGAAAGUCUACGGACUAACACUAAUGCUCAUGGUCAUCUGCUCAAUCGCUUCCGGUCUUUCAUUCGGGAGCAGUGCUAAAAGCGUGAUGGCCACGUUAUGUUUCUUCAGAUUUUGGCUGGGGUUUGGAAUUGGGGGAGAUUAUCCUCUGUCUGCUACUAUUAUGUCGGAAUAUGCAAGUAAGAAGACUCGUGGUACUUUUAUCGCUGCUGUUUUCGCAAUGCAGGGGUUUGGUAUACUCGCUGGUGGAGCUGUUGGAUGUAUUGUGUCGGCCGCGUUUAACAAAGCUUUUCCUUCUCCGGCGUAUGGUUUGAAUCCGACGGGAUCUGUUGUUCCUGAGGCUGAUUAUGUUUGGAGGAUUAUAUUGAUGUUUGGUGCUAUUCCGGCUGCCAUGACUUAUUAUUGGCGGAUGAAGAUGCCCGAAACUGCUAGAUAUACUGCUUUGGUUGCUAAGAACACAAAACAAGCAGCGGAAGACAUGUCCAAGGUACUGCAAGUGGAAUUACAAGAAGAUCCGGAGAAAGUGGAAAGAUUGACCAAAUCAAGCGGAGGAAAAGAAUUUGGAUUGUUUUCGAAGAAAUUCCUGAAGCGACAUGGACUCCAUCUGCUAGGAACAGCGACAACAUGGUUCUUACUAGACAUUGCUUACUACAGUCAAAACCUGUUUCAAAAAGAUGUAUUCAGCGCAAUCGGAUGGAUACCCAAUUCGAUAACGAUGAACGCAAUCGACGAGGUCUUCCACAUUUCACGUGCCCAAACGUUAAUCGCUCUGUGUAGCACGGUCCCUGGAUAUUGGUUCACGGUGGGGUUAAUCGACACGAUGGGUCGUUUCGCAAUUCAACUAAUGGGGUUCUUCUUCAUGACUGUUUUCAUGUUCGGCCUCGCGAUUCCUUAUGACCAUUGGAUGAUUAAGGAGAAUCGAAUUGGGUUUGUGGUAAUGUAUUCGUUGACUUUCUUUUUUGCCAACUUUGGGCCGAAUGCGACGACUUUUAUUGUUCCGGCGGAGAUAUUUCCGGCGAGGUUGAGGUCUACUUGUCAUGGGAUAUCUGCGGCGGCCGGGAAAGCUGGGGCGAUUGUUGGUGCGUUUGGGUUUUUGUAUGCAGCUCAAAGCCCUGAUCCGAAGAAGACGGAUAAAGGGUAUCCGGCUGGGAUUGGGGUGCGGAAUGCUUUGCUUAUUUUGGGUGGGAUUAAUCUUUUAGGGUUCUUGUUUACGUUUUUGGUGCCCGAAGCUAAAGGGAAAUCACUUGAAGAAAUGUCUAUGGAGAAUCAACAUGAUGAUCAUGAUUAUGAACAACAACAAGCUGCAUCUGAAAACUCUGUUACUCCGGUUUAG